This is a messenger RNA of Orbicella faveolata, 954 nucleotides long. Its product is annotated as kelch-like protein 11. Gene Ontology annotation, molecular function: protein binding. The record is from RefSeq and is a predicted model, not a curated record. NCBI's taxonomy places the organism in Eukaryota, Metazoa, Cnidaria, Anthozoa, Scleractinia, Merulinidae.
AUGAAAGAGGUGUUUAAUGGAGGAGGAGAAUGUUAUUUUGCUCAGUCACCAAGAAACUGCCUGAAAAUUCAUGAAAAUGCUAUUGUUGCCUGUGGAAAAAACAGCACACUCUGCUACAUACCAUCAGUAGACAAGUGGUACAAGUUGUCAGAUAUGCUAUCCACAAGGUACUUUUUUAGUCAGUCCAUCAGUGUGUGUCAAGGGAAGUUGUUCUUUAUUGGAGAUACAUAUGACAGUGAUACAUAUGGUUGUCCCGCAGAACAUUAUGAUCCAUCAGUAAACACUUGGUUUCCUCUGGGCUCUUUCAAGCAAAGAGUCAAGUGGUGUACUGUCGUGACAUUUCAGGGCUUGCUCUAUGUCAUGGGUGGAGUGGAGCAGAAAGAAAACAAACUCUUAAACACAGUGCAGAGAUACAAUCCUGAUACAAACCUGUGGCAAGUGGUGUCCUCUCUAAGUAGUCCCAGGUCAAGUAUUUGUGCAGUAGGUACUAGAAGUUACUUGUAUGCUAUUGGAGGCAAAUCAGAUGUUGAACCUGUCAACAUUGUUGAAAGAUUUGAUCCAAAGGAAAAGGCAUGGUGCCUGGCUGCCCCAACUCUUGGAAAACGAGUGGCUGCUUGUGGUGUAGCUGUCAAUGAAAAAAUGUUUGUGUUUGGUGGCUUCAGGAGUGAAAAGUACUCACACUCAAGCUUCUGUGAAAUGUAUGACCCAGUAACUGACAUGUGGAGUAGCAUUGCAAAUACAAUUACCCCAAGAGGGUAUACAAGUGCAGUGAGUUUCAAAGGAAACAUUUUUGUGUGUGGUGAGUUUGGAGAAGAUGCUUCUCUGCAAAUUUACAACAUUGUUACCAGUGAGUGGAAAUUUUGCACCAAGUUUCCCCAGAGUACCGAGAAAUUUAAAAUUUCUUGUUUAAGAAUUCCAAGAGAGGUUUUGGAUAAAUGUGAAGUACUUUCAUAG